AUGCUUCCCGGAAAAGAUGUAGCAGCACUCAUGAAUGUGAAGACUAGAAGGCUUGCUUGUAGUAGUCGAAAUGUGAAUGGGUGUUAUUGUCGAGGCUCUAAAAGUGGACAGUCUGCAGAAGCUCUGCUCAUCUCUGGAACUUUAAUCUUCGGAGAGUUUGAGGAGGUUGAACGUGCUUUAGCGAAGAUAGGCCCUGCGAUGCUUAAUGGAAGGUCUUCCCCAAAACGAAUUGAAGGUCCAGAUGGUCGAAACUUGCAGCUGCACUUCAGGUCUAGGUUAUCACUUCCUCUCUUCACGGGUGGCAAAGUGGAAGGAAAGCAGGGUGCUGCAAUUCAUGUUGUUUUGGUUGAUGGAAGCACUGGCCAACUUGUAAUAUCUGGACCUGAAGCCUCUGUGAAACUUGAUGUUGUUGUGCUUGAAGUUGAUUUUAACAAUGAAGAUGAAGAAGGUUGGACCCAAGAAGAAUUUGAAAGUCAUGUAGUGAAGGAACGUGAAGGGAAAAGACCUUUGUUGCAUGGAGAUCUUCAGUUGACCCUCAAGGAUGGGGUAGGAACAUUAGGGGACCUUAUAUUUACUGAUAACUCUAGUUGGAUAAGAACUAGGAAAUUCAGACUUGGAUUAAAGGUUCCCUCGGGUUUUUGUGAGGGUAUACGCAUACGUGAAGCAAAGACUGAAGCUUUUACUGUUAAAGAUCACAGAGGGGAAUUAUACAAGAAACACUAUCCACCAGCAUUGAACGAUGAGGUGUGGUGAUUGGAGAAGAUUGGCAAGGAUGGAUCAUUCCACAAGAGGCUUACUAAAGCAGGAAUACUCACAGUUGAAGACUUUAUCACCUAUUAUAAUGUCAUACUUUAUCUUUAUUAGAAAAUAAUUAAAAAGUACAACUUAAGAGAGAAGGGACACUCACAACAUCAGACUUAUGCUUUGGGAAUUAAAGAGGUCUGGGAAAUUGAUGAGAGCAAACAUCAUCCUGGUUUUGUGCUUCACACAUUGGGUUGGCCUUUGGAUCAAAAGACAUAUGGAGGAUUGUUUAUGUACCACAUGAAUGAUAGAUAGGUUAGAAAGUGCUUUUUUUUUUUGCUUCGUCUAAUUCAUUCUUGACUACUCCAGAAGAAAAAAAUGACUGACCUUAUGAGAACUCAAAAUAAAACAUUUAAUUACUAUAAGUUUCUUUUUUGAUGAGAUCGUUGAGCAUUGUUUAUUGUCUGUGCCACAAGUCUAAUUGUUUUGUUGUAUGUGUGUGUGUUUUCUUUUUUGUUGUAAACUCAUGAAGCGUUAAGUCUUAUUUUUUUUAUUUUUUUUAAUCUUUCAGGUUUCCAUUGGUCUAGUAGUAGCUUUGAAUUAUCGCAAUCCAUUUUUGAACCCUUAUGAGGAGUUCCAGAAACUUAAACAUCAUCCUGCAAUCAAACCAAUGCUGGAAGGUGGGACAGUUCUCCAGUAUGGAGCUCGCACUUUGAAUGAAGGUGGUUUUCAGUCUAUCCCAUACCCAGUUUUCCCUGGAGGAGCAAUUAUUGGAUGUUCGGCUGGCUUCUUAAAUGUUCCUAAAAUCAAGGGAACACAUACAGCAAUGAAAU
Messenger RNA from Humulus lupulus (European hop), 1574 nucleotides. Its product is annotated as calmodulin-binding protein 60 D-like. Gene Ontology annotation, cellular component: nucleus. Gene Ontology annotation, biological process: regulation of salicylic acid biosynthetic process. The coding region runs from base 1 to 753 and encodes 250 amino acids. The transcript has 8 exons. Gene Ontology annotation, molecular function: calmodulin binding; sequence-specific DNA binding; DNA-binding transcription factor activity. Lineage: Eukaryota; Viridiplantae; Streptophyta; Magnoliopsida; Rosales; Cannabaceae. The record is from RefSeq and is a predicted model, not a curated record.